AAAUAUUAAUAAAAUUAAUUACAUUUGUGAAUGUUAUAAAAUUCAUCAGUGCGAAUUACGAGGAGGAAAAUAAUAAAAAAUCUGUUAAUGGAUUAUUACGUGUAAGAAGCAGAUAAGCUGAACAACUUUGUUUUACAAUAAUAUAAGAAAGCGAUGUACAAUCAUCAAUGCCCCUGCUGCCUAAGGGGUACUUUGCCCAACGAUUACUGUAACACACGAACUGCGUCGACGACGACGAGGACGACGACAAAGGCAACAGAUUUCAACCACAAACAUAUUGCUGCCGAUGAGCACACGGAGCAUCGUCAGACAACAACAUCGACACCGCAAAAUCGAAAAAUUUUCUCGUCAAAUGAAUUAUUGCCGCAGCAACACGACGAGCACGAGCAAUCAUCAAAAUAUUUUGAUGUGCGUUGUCAAAAUCUAGCCAUUUAUUCUGUCAGUGAUCCAUUACACAUUAAUAGCUGUAAGCGGAGCAAAUGUUGUCGGCAACUGCAAAAUGGCAGAAACACAAGAAUAAAUCAGUUGUUGCCCCCUUCCAAUUGUAAUCAAAUUAAUUGCAAUCGAUGUUGUUGUAGUUGUUGUUCUGUAACUGCCAGUCCCGCAGACAACGCGCGUCAUCAAAGCGAUACGCAUCGCAAAAUUGAUGAAAACAGUAUAUUAGCCUGUAGUAAUAAUAAUUCGAAGCGUCAUGUGAUGACGAGGACGAGUUGUAAUCGAUUUAGUGACGACGAGGCCCGCAGUAGAAACGACACAAACAUGUCCCGUGAUAGUAAUUGUAAGAGGAGUAAGCAAAAGGAGUUAGGAAUUUGGACUGAAUUACUGAACAACAGCAAACGGAAAGUAGUAGCUGGCAAGUCGGUGACGAGAGCUGCCUCAAUAUUCUCAAGCAUAUUCUUAUUAUUUACAUUACUGCCGUCAUUUACAUUAGGAGUGCCAAAAGUAGGAACAGCAUAUGCUUGCGAGGAUAAAACGUUGACAAUAGAAUGCGAGCCCGGAGAUACAAUCAAUAUAAUUAGAGCGAAUUUCGGGAGAUUUUCCCUGACAAUUUGCAAUGAUCACGGCAACGUGGAUUGGAGUGUUAAUUGCAUGUCACAGAAGAGUCUACGAGUGCUCAAUUCCAAAUGCACGCAAAAGCAAAAUUGUAGCGUUUCGGCGAGCGCGAGUCUCUUCGGAGAUCCUUGCCCGGGCACACGAAAAUAUCUUGAAGCCAAUUAUCGAUGCGAGUCGGCAAUUCACACAACAACUGUAACAAAUCGCCUGUCGCCUCCGCCAUGGCAAGUUACGUCGCAACCAAGUGUUUGGAGUACGUCGACAAUUCGCACACCGACAACCUCUCGAACGGCAGGCGGAAAUCAGAAUUCGCAACAUGGCAAGGAAUCGCCUUUCGACGAGAUUUUCAAUGGGUUUCGUUUGACGACACAACGUUUCAAUUUGGGCGGCGUUUCUACCGGAAGCAGUACAGCGGUUGAUAAAGUGACAACAUCGACGCAAAGAAUCUCGAGUACGACGGAGGAAUCUUUCCAUGCUUCGAAAAAUGACGAGAAAAAGUUGCUCGGCGGCGGAAGACAUACCAUCGGAGGAUUAUCCUUCGACGAUACGAAAGCCGUGUCAGAUGAUCGCAACAUGAAUCGUUUCGGAGGACUUCCGUCGAUGGCACCGACAGUACAAGAGGAACAUUCCACGCCAUUUUCUGUACUUUUGAACACAAAAAACGGCGAAAACACAAAAAAUUACGAUCCAAUGAUGGAAAACUUCUUCUGUAGCCCAACGAUGGUUCGAAAUUUGUUUUGGAAUGUCACACGAGCAGGAGAUGUUAAUGUUCAACCAUGUCCCGGAGGAGCAACAGGCAUCGCUAAAUGGAGAUGUGUGUUAGCAUCGAAUCUCACAGAUGGGCAUUUAAGUUCGCCUCACACUUUUGUCUCGUUAGAAGCCCAAACAGAUGCGAAUGGAAACUCAUCCAACUUGAAUAACACAAACGCAAAAGCAGUUUGGUAUCCAGCUACGCCCGAUUUGUCACAAUGUAGAAGUUUGUGGCUUAAUAGUUUGGAGAUUCGAGUGAAUCAACGCGAUUCUUCGCUUAUUUCUAUUGCAAAUGAUUUGUCACAGGUAACUUCAAGUAAAACACUAUACGGAGGAGAUAUGCUUGUAACGACAAAAAUCAUCCAAACAAUGUCUGAAAAGAUGACAUACGAUAUUGAAACAUUCCCCGAUCAAAGACAACGCGAGACAACUGUAACGGAACUUUUGCAUGGCGUCGUCAAAACUGGAAGUAAUUUGCUGGAUCAAAGUCAAGAACCGUCAUGGCAUGAUUUGAGCUUUGAAGAUCAAAUGCGUGUCGCAACCUCAUUGUUAACAGGUUUAGAAGAUAAUGCCUUCCUGCUCGCUGACACAAUAAAUCGGGAGAGAAAUGUUGUUCAAAAAGUCAAAAAUAUCCUUUUAUCGGUUCGGAUAUUGGAAACUCGAAACAUCGCUGAAAACGAAGUUUUCCCUGAUUCGGAUUCUGAACAAUGGGAUGUGAGCGACGAUCAAAUUGAAAUUCCCAAAGGAGCUUUGAUCGAAAAUAAUGAAGGAGGACUUGUGCGUAUCGUUUUUGUUGCAUUCGAUCGUCUUGAGUCAAUUUUAAAGCCUGCAACUAUUUGGAUGGAUAGCAAAUUGACGAGCAAUACAGAUUCAACUCUACAAAAUAACGGCACAGAAAAGCAAGUUGAACCAAGAAAGCGCAUUCUUAAUAGUAAAGUUAUCUCAGCUUCUCUUGGAAAAGGGCGUCACAUUCAAUUAUCGCAACCAAUACGACUUACAUUACGUCAUUUGAUCAUGGAAAAUGUAACGAAUCCCUCCUGUGUCUUUUGGAAUUACAUUGAUCAUGCUUGGUCUGACGAUGGUUGUUACGUGGAAACGACAAAUCGCACUCAUACCUCUUGCAUGUGCAAUCACUUGACAAAUUUCGCCAUUCUCAUGGAUGUUGUAGAUGACAUUCCGACAUCUCUACUCUCGAUGCUCGACGACAACUUGAGGAUUCUCAUCUACAUUUCGAUUUCGAUCAGUAUCCUGUUGCUCGUCGUCGCCAUCAUUACGCUCAAAAUGUUCAACGGGCUCCUCAUAAAGUCGUGUCGCACAACCAUCUACCGUAAUCUGUACAUUUGCCUUCUCUUCAUUGAAAUUCUGUUCUUGAUCGGUAUUGAGUUGUCCGAAGAUCACGUUUUGUGUGGUUUCGCCUCUGCCUUUUUGCACUGCUCGUUCUUGAGUGCCACGGGAUGGAUCUUCUUCGAAGGCUAUCAAUUAUAUUUGACGUUAACUAGCGACGAUAUGUUGCUUGAGGUAGAGAAAAGUUCCCGCAUUCUGUGGUAUUAUUUGUUCACCUACGGCUUAGCAUUCCUAAUUGUGACAAUUUCCAUUGCCAUUGAUCCCUUUGUCUACACCCGAGCGGAUUAUUGCGUGUGGAUGGAACAAACAAACGUAUUUUGGUCGACAUUCAUCACACCAAUUAUUAUAUUUAUCGUGAUUAAUCUAGUUUAUUCAGCAAUGGCCAUCAAUGUUAUGAAUAAGAAGUACACCAAUUCACUUAAAACGAAGGAACACACGAGAUUGGCGAGUGCAAGUUGUAGAGCUGAAAAUGUUACAAUGAAUAAGAUUAAAGUUGUAAUAUUUUACCUCAGAUGCUCGUUCAUCUUCUUGAUCAUCUUUAUCUUGAAUUGGCUAUUUGCCUUCAUGUACAUGAAAAACCAAAAAUGGAAAGCUAUGGGAGUUGACUAUGCGGGAGAAGGUCUCACAUCGACUUAUGGAUAUCUCUUCAUUUUCUUCAACACGUUCCAAGGCGUUUAUAUUUUCGUUUUUCAUUGCAUUCAAAAUGAAAAGAUUCGUCGUGAAUACUGCAAAUUUGCUCAACGUCAAUCUUGGCUGCCCAAUUGUCUGCGAUGUGCUCAGCAACCUUCUGGCGUGCCAUCUACAUCAUCGAACGUUGCUCAUCAACUCGGAAACGGCGAAGGAGGUCCGAAUCAUUUGCCUGUCGGGACAUUGUUACCAUCUGGCGUUCCCGGAGGACAAUUAAUACCAACAGGAGCAACAAUUGAAGCGGGAGGAACGUUAUCGAGACAUCCGCAAAUGGGUACAAAAGGAAAACGAAUGAUUUAUGGAAUUGAUGGUAUGCCUGAAACGGGAACGUUGAGAGGUCAAAUAAUGCCUAUGGGAUCUCAAACUUCUCCAAUGAGUUCAACGGGAUCGACGCAAUUGAUCUAUAAUGGAGGAAGUAAUGCGAGACAUUUACAGGAAUGGGCGUAUCAGCAUCCCGAUAGUCAAAUAAAUAAAAAUGCUUUUGACGAGAGACUCUUAUAUUACGACACAAAUGCUGCCAAAAGUCUCAAACAAUCGAGAUCGCGUGAUAAUGAGUUGCACGACGAUGGACAAUCUCACGAAGUUUUCCAUUGGACUCAAGGAAGAAACAAGAAACAGCAUCGAAAACAUCCCGGAGGACCUGUUGGAUCUGCGAUGGCAAGUACAUUAAGCGGAAGUAAUCGUGAUAUUUAUCCGUCGUAUCACAAAAAACAUCCACACGAUCAUCAAAUGCAAGAUGCGGGCGAAGAAAAUUCGUAUCUUCAGAAUUAUCGACGUUACAUGCAAGCAGAAGCUGAUGCCGAGUUCCUUAGUCAAUACCAAAGACAAUUGCCCUACAAUCAGGCAUAUCCCGGCACAAAUCAUCGAGGGCAUCUCACGUCGCAACAAAUUGCAGCGCAACGUUAUUAUCAACAGCAUGGAAGUCAAUAUAUCGAAGAGCCCGUUUACGAAGAGAUCGUAAGUAGUCAAAUGGGCUCAACUUAUGGCGGUAUUCCGGAUAAUGCAAUGAUACAACGGAAUGGCUCGCGACGCAUGAGUGACGAUGAAGACGAUAGCGAAAUGGAUGACGAUGAUAUGGAGGUUGAAAGUGACAAUGAGAGGUUUCCGAACGGAGCGACCGACGAGGAAGACAGUGGAAGUCGCAGUAAUAAAGACGACUUAAGUAGUCGCCAGUCUUCGAGUCGGCCGCUUAUCAAAUCCUCAUACGACUACAAUCAAACCGCAGCUCAAGCAGCACAAGCCAUGAACGGACAAGAACCUCGUCAAAAUGGAAAUCCAUCAUCUGCAAUGCCUCAACAGAGAACACAAGGCCCCGGAAUCCCGAGUAGGAAUUUGUCAGCGAUUUUAGAUGAGAACAACACUGUUGUUUGUUAUCUCGAACCGCUAUCCAAGUAAAGUUACUUCGCAUCACGCGUGAAUUGAGAAAGGCUGAAAAAAGAUAUAUUUGAUAUGAAUUAUUAUCAUUCAUUUAAAAAAAAUGCCCUUUUACUGUAUUUAUUGAGAAACUAUUAUGAAAUUAAACACCGGUUUUAUAUGAAAGAAAAAAAAAAUAAUAAUUAAUAAUAAUAAAAAGUCACCAAUUUAUAUCGAUGUCACUUUUUUCAAAGCUAAAAUUAUUAUUAUUAUUGAUAAAAAAUGAUGUAAUAGUACUGUGAUAAUAGUUAAUUAAAUGUAAUAUUAAUGAUACUUUUUUAAUGGAUUAACGACGGAUGGAAUUUGAACCCUUUUAUUACCCUUAUCAUCGUCCCGUAAGCAAUUAAAACACUUCUACAGAUGAGAACAAUCAUCCGAAACACAUAAAUUAAAACAUUUUUAAAUCAAUAUAAAUUGUUGUUACACCUUUUAAAUAAUAAAAAAAGUAAAAUAAACUAAACUAAAAAAGUAAAGAAGAUUGUGUGCAAAAAUUAUACAUGUUAACAAAGUAGAACAUUAAAAAAAAUAUACUCCUUUAUAAAAAAAAUAAUAAUAAUUAAACUAAAUUAACACAAACAUAAUUGUCACACUUAAACAAAAAAACGCUAUACUAACAUAUGAAUGUUUCGCUUAGCGAGUCCAUAUUGCUGUUUAUUAAGUAAUUUUUUAAAAAAGAUUAUUAGCGCAUAAAAAAACAAUUAAAUAACUAACAAUAAAAAA
Molecule: messenger RNA, 5967 nt
Organism: Culicoides brevitarsis
Lineage: Eukaryota; Metazoa; Arthropoda; Insecta; Diptera; Ceratopogonidae
Gene: Cirl
Product: latrophilin Cirl
Exons: 17
Coding region: 154-5229 (1691 amino acids)
Biological process (GO): adenylate cyclase-activating G protein-coupled receptor signaling pathway; cell surface receptor signaling pathway
Cellular component (GO): plasma membrane
Molecular function (GO): G protein-coupled receptor activity; carbohydrate binding
Source: RefSeq, a predicted model, not a curated record